AUGAGCGUUGAGCAAGCUAUAAAGCAAGUCGACGACUUGUCCUUAAAACAUCCAGACAAGAAGAAGGAUAAGAAGCAGUCUAAGCAAGGUUUGUUGUACUUGGACCCAGAACCACAUUUCAUUGAAGAGAGAAUCGCUUUAUUUGAACAGUUAAGGAAGGAGUAUGAUGAGAAGGUUGCUGCUAUGCCUCGUGCUCCGAUUACUGUUGUUUUGAAGGAUGGGUCAAAGAAGGAGGCAGUUGCUUGGGAGACCACACCAAUGAAUAUUGCACAGCAGAUUGCGAAAUCGUUUGCGGAAAGACAAUGUAUUUCCAAGGUAAACGGAGAGUUAUGGGAUUUGGAUAGGCCGUUGGAAGGUGUCGCCGGUGAUGAGAUUAAGUUAGCCUUUUUUGAUUUCGACUCUGAAGACGGUAGGAAGGUUUUCUGGCAUUCUUCUGCACAUGUUUUGGGGGAGGCUUGUGAGUGCAACUUGGGUGCUCAUAUCUGUUUGGGGCCUCCCACUAAUGAUGGUUUCUUCUACGAGUUUGCUUGCAAGGAUUCUUUGGAUUCAGAAGCUCCAGAAAGAACGGUUUCCCAAGCAGAUUUCCCAAACUUGGAAGGUGUGGCCAAAAAUGUCAUCAAGGAAAAACAAAAGUUUGAAAGAUUGGUUAUGUCCAAGGAGGAUUUGCUGAAGAUGUUCAAGUAUUCAAAGUAUAAAACUUACCUGGUUCAAACGAAGGUUCCAGACGGGGGUUCCACUACUGUGUACAGAUGUGGUAAGUUGAUCGAUCUAUGUAUUGGGCCUCACAUUCCACAUACUGGUCGUAUCAAGGCUUUCAAGUUGUUAAAGAACUCCUCUUGCUACUUCUUGGGUGAAUCCGAUAAUGAUUCUUUACAGAGAGUCUACGGUAUCUCCUUUCCUGACAAGAAGUUGAUGGAUGCACACUUGAAGUUUUUAGCGGAAGCCGCAAUGAGAGACCACAGGAGGAUCGGCAAAGAGCAGGAAUUGUUUAUGUUUAAUGAAAUGUCUCCAGGUUCGUGCUUUUGGCUUCCACAUGGUACCAGAAUCUACAACACGUUGGUUGACUUGUUGAGAACGGAGUACCGUAGGAGAGGUUACGAAGAAGUCAUUACUCCUAACAUGUACAAUUCGAAGUUAUGGGAAACCUCUGGUCACUGGGCUAACUACAAAGAAAACAUGUUUACUUUCGAGGUCGAGAAGGAAUCAUUUGGUUUGAAACCAAUGAACUGCCCGGGUCAUUGUGUUAUGUUUAAAUCUCGUGAACGUUCGUACAGGGAGCUACCAUGGAGAGUUGCAGACUUUGGUGUCAUUCACAGAAAUGAAUUCUCUGGUGCGCUAUCUGGGUUGACCCGUGUUAGAAGGUUCCAGCAGGAUGAUGCCCAUAUUUUCUGUACCCAGGACCAAAUUGAGACCGAAAUAGAGAAUAUCUUUGACUUUUUGAAGUUUGUUUAUGGUGUUUUUGGCUUUGAGUUUAAGAUGGAGUUGUCUACCAGACCAGAGAACUAUGUUGGUGAUUUAGAAACCUGGAAUAAUGCAGAAGCCAAAUUGGCGGCCGCAUUGAAUAAUUGGGGCGGUAACUGGGAGUUGAACCCAGGCGACGGUGCAUUUUACGGUCCAAAGAUUGAUAUUAUGAUCUCUGAUGCCUUGAAGAGAUGGCACCAAUGUGCAACUAUUCAAUUGGACUUCCAGCUACCAAAUAGAUUUGAAUUAGAGUUCAAGGCUAAGAGCAAUGAUGAAAGUGAAGGAUAUGAGAGACCUGUUAUGAUUCAUCGUGCAAUCUUAGGUUCCGUGGAAAGAAUGACUGCCAUUUUGACUGAACAUUUUGCUGGUAAAUGGCCAUUCUGGCUGUCUCCACGUCAAAUCUUGGUUGUUCCGGUUGGUGUGAAGUACCAGGAAUAUGCCCAAAAGGUUAGAGACCAAAUGGUCGAAGCCGGGUUCUACGCUGAUGCUGAUUUGGGUUCUAACACAUUGCAAAAGAAGGUUAGAUCUGGUCAAUUAUUGAAGUAUAACUUCAUUUUUAUUGUUGGUGAACAGGAAAUGUUGGAAGAAUCUGUUAAUGUCAGAAACAGAGACAUUACAGACUUACAAGGAAAGAACGAAACUAUUAAGGUUGAAGCAGUUUUGAAACAAUUGUAUAAAUUGAAAGAAGAAAGAAGACCAGACAACGUUUUGAACUGA
Messenger RNA from Eremothecium cymbalariae DBVPG#7215, 2178 nucleotides. RefSeq names its product threonine--tRNA ligase THS1 (gene THS1). Gene Ontology annotation, biological process: threonyl-tRNA aminoacylation. Gene Ontology annotation, molecular function: ATP binding; threonine-tRNA ligase activity. The record is from RefSeq and is a predicted model, not a curated record. NCBI's taxonomy places the organism in Eukaryota, Fungi, Ascomycota, Saccharomycetes, Saccharomycetales, Saccharomycetaceae. Gene Ontology annotation, cellular component: cytoplasm. Bases 1 to 2178 code for a protein of 725 amino acids. The transcript has a single exon.